Messenger RNA from Phaedon cochleariae (mustard beetle), 672 nucleotides. NCBI's taxonomy places the organism in Eukaryota, Metazoa, Arthropoda, Insecta, Coleoptera, Chrysomelidae. The record is from the annotation of a GenBank genome assembly.
AUGCACCUCACGAACAUCACCCCCACGGGUUCGAGUAAUGGUACUGCCACGACCCCAGAAGGUACCACCAACCUCAUCCAAGACUCCUACACUAAAAUGACCUCGGACAUCUUAGCUGAAAGGACUUUGAAUGACUUUCUGAGUGAGCAUCCUGGAGAACUGGUGAGGACGGGGAGUCCUUUGUUCGUGUGUACGGUAUUGCCUCCUCAUUGGAGGUCGAACAAGACCCUUCCGGUGGCUUUCAAAGUGGUGGCAUUGGGCGAUAUCGGUGAUGGCACAGUGGUGACGGUGAAAGCGGGCAAUGACGAGAAUUACUGUGCGGAAUUGAGGAACAGUACGGCGGUUAUGAAAAAUCAAAUAGCUAAGUUUAAUGAUCUAAGGUUUGUCGGAAGAAGUGGUAGAGGGAAGAGUUUCACCUUAACGAUAAUGGUUUCAACGAGUCCGCCCCAAGUAGCGACCUACAAUAAAGCUAUCAAAGUUACUGUUGACGGUCCUCGUGAGCCUAGGUCCAAAACAAUGCUUUCCCUUCUAGGACAACAACAGCAAUUUCACUUCGCCUUCGGUCAACGACCCUUUCCCUUUGCUGCCUCUGAUCCGUUAUCAGGAUUCAGGAUGCCGCCUAUAGGAAACUGUAAUAGUGAGUAUCGUAGUUCAAUGAUUACGUUCGGAUGA